AUAUAAACCGGCUGGAAAGGCGAAGCCAACCUAACCCAAAACUAUAUACUAAAACAGAGUCCUCCGAAGUGGCCGAGUACGAACGGUGGUGCUGCAUAAAAGUCGACGGCUCGAUACUUUGCUGGAUGAGAGACACGCCUUUCGAGCGGCCACCGAAAACCAACAGCUCGAAUACUCCGGGCCCAAGGAUCGACAUAGGAAACAUGCGGUUGUGCUUAUUGACCAAGUGAACUACCACUACCUGCAUACAAUAUAUAUACACCGUCAGCACCAGCUCUCCCGACUAACCGAAAACAUCUGCAUCGGCGAGUGCCAAGGAACAACCGCGAAGGGCGAGUCCAAUAAGACCAUCCAAUCCUAACAAUCCUUCACCUUCUUUCAAUGCAUUAAAAAAGAGCAAAGACACAUAAAGAUUCCGAAUCUAAUUUUAAAGUAGUCUCCGUGUCCGAUCGCGAAUCCAAUCUAUUUCUUUCUCUCUAAUUCUAUACGCUGCAUUUGCCGCUUCCUCCUUUUCCCGUUAUCCCUCUAUACAAAAUUUAAAAAAACCCGUAUAGUGGGACCUUCUUUUUGUCUGUUAAAUCCAGCAAAGAAACUUUGAUACAAAGAUGGCGCACCUAGUCACAGAGAUCAUCGACAAGUACCAUGACAUCCUAGACAACAAAAGUGAUCCGAGGGUGAGCGAUUGGCCGAUGAUGUCCAGUCCGAUCCCGACGUUGGCGAUUUGCAUGUUCUACGCCUAUUUUUCCAAAGUGCUGGGACCAAAGAUUAUGGAAAAUCGGAAACCGCUCAACCUGAGGAACGUCCUGAUCGUCUACAACUGCGUCCAGACCAUAUUCAGCGCUUGGAUAUUCUACGAGUACUUGAUGAGCGGAUGGUGGGGCAGCUACAGUUUCAGAUGCCAACCUGUGGAUUACUCAACAAGUGAUAUGGCCAUGAGGAUGGCGAAUACGUGCUGGUGGUACUACUUCUCCAAAUUCACCGAGUUCUUCGACACGCUCUUCUUCAUCCUGCGGAAGAAGACCAGCCACGUGUCCACUCUGCACGUCAUCCAUCACGGCUGCAUGCCGUUCUCCGUCUGGAUGGGAAUGAAGUUCGCACCAGGUGGUCACAGCACGUUCUUCGCAUUGCUCAACACCUUUGUGCACAUCGUCAUGUACUUCUACUAUAUGAUAGCCGCGAUGGGUCCGAAGUACCAGAAGUUCAUCUGGUGGAAGAGGUACCUGACCACCUUCCAAAUGGUUCAAUUCGUUGCAAUCUUCACGCAUCAAUUCCAAUUGCUCUUCACCGAGUGCAAUUACCCGAAGAUCAUCAUGGUAUGGAUCGCGCUUCACGGCGUGAUGUUCCUCUUCCUCUUCUCCGACUUCUACAAGGUCAAGUACAGGAAGGAGAAGCCCGACAAGAAUUCCGGCGCAUGCAUGCCGGUGCUGGACGACGAGAAGCAGUCGAAGAACGGCAAGCACGCGCGCAACGGCUCCUUGAGCAGCUCCUACGUGCAGACAGAAUUCUCCAAAGCCUAUCAACCGUGCUAUUCCAACGGCGUGAACAACGGCUUCGUCAGUCAAGAGGUAAAGCACCGCAACGGCAGGAAGAUCGAAUGAUGAGUUCCAGAAGAAAGAAGGAAAGAAAUAAGGAAGAAAGAUGAAGAAGAAGAAAAAAACUAUUAAUAUUAUGUUGUUGUUAUUUUCGUUUUAGUUCUCUUUUUAAACUCUCUUUUUACUUUCUCGAACGGGAUUACUACAUGAUCUUUUAAAUUAAUUUAUAUAUUUAGGUAGAAUUGGUGGAAGCAUAGCGCAAAUCCAUUAUUAUUUUGUAUUAUUAUUUGUUUUCAUUCUUUCAAUUAAAUUGAUAAAAGAUGAUUAAGAAAAAAAAAACACACACACAAAAAGCACACAGUCAUAUAAAACACACAAACGAGAUAAAAAAAACAAAAAAUUAAAAUAACAUCGAACAAUCGGUAACAGCGGCAAAAACAAAAUAAAGAAAUCUCUCACUCAGGGGCCUGUAAAUCUUU
This is a messenger RNA of Nicrophorus vespilloides, 2011 nucleotides long. RefSeq names its product elongation of very long chain fatty acids protein AAEL008004-like. The transcript has 8 exons. Gene Ontology annotation, cellular component: endoplasmic reticulum membrane. Gene Ontology annotation, biological process: sphingolipid biosynthetic process; fatty acid elongation, saturated fatty acid; very long-chain fatty acid biosynthetic process. The coding region runs from base 606 to 1598 and encodes 330 amino acids. Gene Ontology annotation, molecular function: fatty acid elongase activity. NCBI's taxonomy places the organism in Eukaryota, Metazoa, Arthropoda, Insecta, Coleoptera, Silphidae. The record is from RefSeq and is a predicted model, not a curated record.